ACGGUCCAAGCUAAGAUUUUGCCUACUUUGCGAGCUGCUGCGAUUGGUUUCUUGCCCUCGGCUUUUGCGGCGCCUCAAUACGUUUGACAAGUAGAGGACCAGCGAGAGUUACGCGCUUUACUUUGUUCAUUUUUUUUUUUUUGAGCUCUGAACAUCGAUUUCUUCUUCCGAGCGCGGUCUUUCGUCACCAACCUACCCAAACGACGAAGCAGCAAUUCUUUCUUAGGCGUGCAACGAUAAAUAAAGCUUCAGUAUGUCGCUCUUCGGAGGGCAGCAGUCCGGUCAGUCCCUGGGCCUGUUUUCCAAUACGGCCAAAUCCAGCCCCUUCGGCACAGCAGCUUCAAAUACCGGAACGCAGCAGAAUACAGGGGGAGGAGGGAUUUUUGGGUCAUCGACUACGACUUCACAACCUCAGCAGACGGGUAGUUCGUUAUUUGGUUCGACUACGCAGCAGAAGCCGUCGCUUUUCGGGCAACCGCAGCAGCAGCCGCAGCAGCAAUCGGGUACUGGGCUGUUUGGAGGACCGUUAGGGAGUGGGCAGGGGUCGCAAAAGCCCGCAGGAGGUCUGUUUGGUAGCACAUUGGGAGGUGGACAGCAGCAGCAGCAACAACAGCAGCAGCAGCCUCAGCAGGGAGGAAGCCUUUUCGGGGGAUUGGGCCAGACACAGCAGCAGCAGCAGCAACCUCAACAACAGCAAAGUAUCUUCGGAGGUGGCUCCCUGCUUGGUGGUGGACAGCAGGGGCAGCAGCAACAACAACCGCAACUCGGCCAGUCAACACAACCCCAAGGAUCGAGUCUAUGGUCUCCAGGGCGCGCGGUGACGGGCGUACACCGGACAGUCCCAAUGCAGAUGGCUAUCGUGAAAGACAAGUGGGAUUAUACCAAUCGUAACUCCCCUUUCCGGACAUACCUGUAUAAUAGUGUUGGCGAGGGUGAUGCACCAUUCUACCAACCUGGCCCGCAGGACGACGAAACAAAGUGGGAGGACGCCCUCCGGCAACGACCAGGUCCCGACUGCGUCCCCGUACUAGUGCGCGGAUUCUGGGAACUUGGCAAGCGCGCGCAGCGCCAGAAGGACUUCUUGACGAUGAUUCAGACGCGCUUGCACGAGAUCAACAAUUGUCUCACGGAGCUGCUCUCGCGUCACGACUUGAAAAUAUCAGUCAAGGUAGCCGACUGUCGCCGGAAACAUCAUGUUCUCAGCAAGCGAUGUCUGGCUCUCGCUGCUAAGACCCAGGUCCUCCGAAACAGAGGAUACGCGAUGGAUGAGGCGGAAGAGGAAUUAAAGAAGAAACUUGCGCAGCUUGAGCGUUCUGUAUUCGACCCAACGCUUAGCGGUCGCAGCGAAGAGAUUUGGGCUCGCAUGCUGGCUAUUCGAGAGCACUCGACUCGACUGCAGGCGGAAAUCGAACGGGCUGGGUCCGGUGUUGCUGCGCAGGCGGAAGAUGAGUUGGAUGAAGCUACGAUGAAGAAGGCUAAGAAGGUAUUGGACGACUACCUGGCUCAGAUUCAACAUUUACAGAAGGAGCUGGAAUCUGUGAAAAAAGACUUUGAGGAGGCGACCAAGUCGCUCAGUUAG
Molecule: messenger RNA, 1579 nt
Organism: Aspergillus nidulans FGSC A4
Lineage: Eukaryota; Fungi; Ascomycota; Eurotiomycetes; Eurotiales; Aspergillaceae
Product: protein nup57
Exons: 2
Coding region: 254-1579 (441 amino acids)
Cellular component (GO): nucleus; nuclear pore
Source: RefSeq, a predicted model, not a curated record